Rhea pennata is the source of this 513-nucleotide messenger RNA. It is a transcript of the gene RPL23, whose product is annotated as ribosomal protein L23. Gene Ontology annotation, cellular component: cytosolic large ribosomal subunit; ribosome. Gene Ontology annotation, molecular function: structural constituent of ribosome; large ribosomal subunit rRNA binding. The record is from RefSeq and is a predicted model, not a curated record. Gene Ontology annotation, biological process: translation. The transcript is spliced from 5 exons. The coding region runs from base 46 to 468 and encodes 140 amino acids. Lineage: Eukaryota; Metazoa; Chordata; Aves; Rheiformes; Rheidae.
AUUUCCCGGCGUGCCGCGCGCGCGGCCUUCUCUUCCGGCGCCAAGAUGUCGAAGCGGGGACGCGGUGGUUCAUCUGGUGCGAAAUUCCGCAUCUCUCUUGGUCUCCCUGUGGGAGCUGUGAUCAACUGUGCGGAUAACACAGGUGCUAAGAAUCUCUACAUCAUCUCUGUGAAAGGGAUCAAGGGGCGCCUGAACAGACUGCCAGCUGCUGGUGUGGGUGACAUGGUCAUGGCUACUGUCAAGAAGGGCAAGCCUGAGCUGAGGAAGAAGGUGCAUCCAGCAGUGGUAAUUCGACAGCGAAAAUCAUACAGGAGAAAGGAUGGUGUGUUCCUCUAUUUUGAAGACAAUGCAGGAGUGAUAGUAAAUAAUAAAGGUGAAAUGAAAGGUUCUGCAAUUACAGGCCCUGUGGCAAAGGAAUGUGCAGAUCUGUGGCCCAGGAUAGCCUCCAAUGCAGGAAGCAUUGCAUAAAUGUGUUCAUCUUUGUAGAGAUAAAAAUAAAAGUGCUUAUAUCAA